CAACUUUAUCCUGUACGGCGACCCAUCAACCGAGGAGCCUUGGGGCUGGAACAUCUAGGGGCACCAUUUCUGCAUGUACACGUAUCUGCACCGCAAGCAGAUAAUAAUUACGCCCGUCUUCAUCGGCGCCGAGCCAAACGAUAUUAAUCACGGCCCCUAGAAGGGGACCACGACGAUGCUUCAGGAGGAGCAGCUCGGGCCCAGGUCUACAAGGAGAUGCACACGGAGGGAAUUCUGCCGGACAGGUGGAACGAGGCAGAUCAGAGGCACAUGGGCGGUACUUUCCAAGAUAACAGCGACGCGCCGUGCGAGGGUAUCCGGGUGACCCUGUUAGAAGAGAGCGAGAAUGACCUCGUCUUUCAAAUCCCCAGACAGAUACUCAUCUACCUGCCCGAGUCUGUCUGGGAAAAGCAGAAGCAAUGGAUCUAGAACCAUCCUGAUGAGACGUGGUUCUGCUGCAUUGGUGAUUGUGGAGACGGAAGAUCUGUUCUACUAUAGGAUUCAAAGUCCGGUUGUCGUGGUUGAGUUUGACCAUCACUUGGGGGUAUUUUUGCGCAACACGGAACCAGAAAUGUAUCAUAUCUACACCAUUCAGACGGCGCCAAAUGGCGGUGAGUAUGGCAGUGCUCUACACGAGGCAAAUUAUAGACUAGGAUGGUCCUUUGAAGAGAUAAGGAAUUCUCUACCGAGAUAAUUCGAUUUUGUUUAUCCGGCAAAGCUUCCGAAGAGCCUGACCAGAUAUCUUUUGUUAAGCGAUUAUAAAAGGUCGCGGGCAGAUGAUCUACUUACUCUA
This is a messenger RNA of Eremomyces bilateralis CBS 781.70, 793 nucleotides long. RefSeq lists its product as uncharacterized. The record is from RefSeq and is a predicted model, not a curated record. Lineage: Eukaryota; Fungi; Ascomycota; Dothideomycetes; Eremomycetales; Eremomycetaceae. The transcript has a single exon. The coding region runs from base 347 to 694 and encodes 115 amino acids.